Messenger RNA from Cordyceps fumosorosea ARSEF 2679, 1257 nucleotides. RefSeq names its product endothiapepsin precursor. Lineage: Eukaryota; Fungi; Ascomycota; Sordariomycetes; Hypocreales; Cordycipitaceae. The coding region runs from base 1 to 1257 and encodes 418 amino acids. The transcript is spliced from 4 exons. Gene Ontology annotation, biological process: proteolysis. The record is from RefSeq and is a predicted model, not a curated record. Gene Ontology annotation, molecular function: aspartic-type endopeptidase activity.
AUGCUCUGGCAGGGCCUGUCGCUUCUGUCGUUUGCGGCUUCGAUUGCCUCGUCUUCGGCGCUCCCCGUCCGCGAUACGCAGAGUCCCCCUCCCUCUUCCUUUUCCUUCGAUGUUGCACGCAGCCAGACGGACAAGAGAGACUUCCAGCGCGACUGGGCCGCUGCAAGGCUGAAAUGGGGCGGCAGCGCUCAGAAGUCCGGUCCAUCAGGGUUUUCCCUCGCAGAGGAUAAUGGCCUCGUUGACGUCCACCCUAUGGGCAACGAUGAUCUGUACCUGGCCGACAUCCAGAUUGGUAACCCACCACAGACUGUCAAGAUGGCGUUGGAUACCGGCUCCGCUGAUGUGUGGGUGCAAUCGACGGAUACCAAAUAUCGCGUCAACAAAAACGGACCGUGGGCACCUCAAUAUCACCCGAAGGACUCCCAUACCUCAUCCCUGCUCAACAAUUCUCGCUGGGAUGUUCGCUACCUGGAUGGUACUGCUGCGUUCGGCCUAGUAUAUCACGACACAAUUCGAUUCGGCAACAUCGAGGUAGUCAACGCUACGGUGCAGUCCGCUCAGACCAUUGCCUCGCGCUUCGAGAAAGACAUUGAAAUGAGCGGCAUCAUGGGGCUGGCCAAGAGGCUACGCAACAACAUUGACCCUCCCGUACCGACCUUUGUGGACAUGCUCACACCGCUGCUCGACUCGCCCGUCUUCACCGUCGACCUCAAGCGCAACGCCACCGGCCGGUUCGAAUUCGGCCGCAUUGACAUGGCCAAAGCUGCCGACAACUUGACCUGGCUAAACAGCACCGGCGCGAGUCCCCAUUGGGACGUCGAGUUUGACCUAACGUCGUGGGUCGUUCCUGACCAGACCUGGUGGCAAUUCCGCUUCAAUGGCACCAUCGACACGGGCACCACGCUCAUGUUCCUCCCCAGUCCCCUCGCCAGCCGCUACUGGUACAGCGUCCCCGGCAUGCGCCAGUCGACCGAGCUCGCCGGUGCCUACACCUUUCCCUGCGCCAAUGCCAAGAAGCUGCCUGACCUCCUCUUCAAGCUGCCGGGUACCGAGCACGUCCUCACCAUCCCGGGCCGCUACCUCAACUACGGCCCCUCGGACGCUAAGGGCGAGUACUGCUGGGGCGGCAUGCAGAGCGCUGAGGGCUUGGAGAUGGUGGUGCUCGGCGACGUCAUGCUCAAGGCGCUUUUUGUCGCGUUUGACCUGGACAAGAGGCGGGUCGGGUUUGCGAACAAGGUGCUUACCGACGAGAUGUAA